Messenger RNA from Cyclopterus lumpus (lumpfish), 420 nucleotides. It is a transcript of the gene thrsp, whose product is annotated as thyroid hormone responsive. The transcript has a single exon. Bases 1 to 420 code for a protein of 139 amino acids. Gene Ontology annotation, cellular component: cytosol. The record is from RefSeq and is a predicted model, not a curated record. Lineage: Eukaryota; Metazoa; Chordata; Actinopteri; Perciformes; Cyclopteridae. Gene Ontology annotation, biological process: regulation of lipid biosynthetic process.
AUGCAGUCUGCCGAGGCCAAAUUCAACAAAAACAGCCUGCUCUUGACUCUGAGAGGGUACAGCUCGGCUGUUAGUGACAUGGAGCAGACCAUUCUCCUGCCGAGCCUGCUGCGAGACGUGCCCUCUGAUGAGGCGUGGGACUGUGAAGCUACAGAGGAGUCCUGUAGAGACCUGUAUAGCAAUUAUCUGACGCUCAAAGCCAUAAGAAACACGGUGGAGAGCAGCCUGAUUCUCCUGGACGACCAUAAGGCCAAGAGCCACACCGCACUCAACAAGACCCUGGAGCCUCUUCUGGACACAGAUCCUGAGACUCUAUUCCGUUUCCACCUGAGAGGACUCUUUUCUGUGAUGAGUGACCUCACCAAGAAGACUCAGAGCCUCACUGUGAAAUAUAUGGACAUUAUUGGCGUGGCAUACUAG